Aspergillus clavatus NRRL 1 is the source of this 1746-nucleotide messenger RNA. Its product is annotated as Mis12-Mtw1 family protein. The coding region runs from base 1 to 1746 and encodes 581 amino acids. Gene Ontology annotation, cellular component: MIS12/MIND type complex. Gene Ontology annotation, biological process: mitotic sister chromatid segregation; cell division. The record is from RefSeq and is a predicted model, not a curated record. The transcript has 5 exons. Lineage: Eukaryota; Fungi; Ascomycota; Eurotiomycetes; Eurotiales; Aspergillaceae.
AUGACCGUCGCUGUUCUCGCGGCUCCGCACACCUCAUCGAAGCAUCGCAACGCGCUACGCGAGAUUGACAUGGCACCGUCGCAGGCGCAGUCAAAACCGCGUCCGGCGGCCAGCUCGGGUUCCGGCAGCGGGAGGGCUGGGAGAUCGAGCGCGCGGCUGAAUAAGGCGACUCAGGAGAAGGGGGAGGUUGAGACGAAUGGUGGGAGGAGUAAACGGAAGGCCGUAGUCUACGAUGAGGAUAUUGAGGGGUUCCAGUUUACGCGGCUUCCGAGCAAGAAAUCGCGGCCGUCGGUCGAUGCUGUUCCUGUUCCCGAGAAGCCGGAUGCCGGCACCGAGAAUCCGCCUCCGCAGCAGCGAACGCCGCGGAGAGGACGACCGCCGAAGAAGAAACCGGAAGUUCAGCCGGAGGGAGGCGCAGGUACAGAGGUUAGGGAGAAGAGAGCCGAGGGCGCGAGCAAGAGACAGACGCGAGGGAGCAUGAGGGGUACGGACGCAGCAGCAGAGACGCAGUCGGAGAGUGCGACACGGCCGUCGACGCGGAAGCGCGACGACAUCGAAUCCGUGCCCAAGGAGAAGAAACGGCGGAAAGGCAGACCGAGCAAAUCGGAUGUUCAGGAAAGGAAUGGCUUCGUGUCGCCGGAACCGCAGCAGUCUGGUACUGCUAAGAUCACGUUGCCCUUGGCCGACACGCCUGUCAUACAGCGGAACAAGGAGAUGAGGAAGGAGGCCAAGGGAGAGAAGGGGAGUAAAAGCAGGCGGAGUAGUCUUGGAAUGAGAGGGCGGCGGGCCAGUUCGCUAAUUGAUUCGGGUGCAUCGAAUGCCUUACCUCACAAGGAGGUCGGUACUGCCGACUUUUACAAACAUAUUGCAGAUGGGCUACCGGAACCGCGGCGGAUGAGACAGCUGUUGACCUGGUGCGCUACUCGAGCAUUGAGCGAGAAGCCUAAAGGAGCGCGGCCAGAAGAUGCGAGCGCUCGGCUAGCAGCUCGGGUAAUACAGGAAGAACUGCUCAAGGACUUCUCGACGAACUCAGAGCUCUCGAAUUGGUUUGGGCGGGAGGAUGUGAAUCCCCCCGCUGUUGUGGUGAAGAAGCCGAACCCGAAGAACCUGCAGAAUGCGGACAAGAUCAAGGAGCUUGAGGAGCAGAUUCAAAGGUUACAAAGGGAGAGGCAUUCGCUGAAUGAACUACUACGACCACCGUCGAUUGCGCAACUCAAGACCCGACCAUCAGAUACGGUUGAUGAUCAAGAUCAAGGGUCGGCAGCAGCCCAGUCUGGCGCGGCUCGGAAACCGCCGCCCGCGAAGAUAGACCCGUCGUUACUGGAGCCGUCGCAGCAGGAGAUUUACGCGAUACUGAAUCCGACGACGAAUAAGGAGCCAAAACUAGAAACACCGGAAGAGCCAUCGGCCCCUUCGCAGGGCAACAACAUCUUACCAUCGAUGACGCCGUCCGUGGUAUCUGCCCGUCUUUCACGCUUGACCAGCAGCCUUGGUCCGACAUUAGACUCCUUUGCGGCGGGUGUCCAUGACAUCGAGCUCUAUCGAGCCAUGUCGGACGCGGUGUCUUCGCGAGUCCUGCGGAUCUGCGCGGAACGUCUCGAGGAACGCGAUGCCCGGAAUGCCAUGCGACGCCUUGCGAUCGAGGGGGGUGACACGGAAGGCAAGGAUGCCGGUGCGCGCCGCGAAAAGCCCAGAGAGGAUCUGGGGGUGAUUCUCGGGGCGCUCAGUCGCGUGGAGCGACGGUGA